Molecule: messenger RNA, 772 nt
Organism: Trypanosoma conorhini
Lineage: Eukaryota; Euglenozoa; Kinetoplastea; Trypanosomatida; Trypanosomatidae
Exons: 1
Source: RefSeq, a predicted model, not a curated record
CGGGGAUAAUGGCGGCCCCCUCAGUUUUUUCUGUGCGCGGCAGCGGCGGGUUGGCGGUGCGGAUGUCCGCCAUCCGCGCGGGUGCGUCCUGAAAUUCCCCCAGCGCUGCUUUCGCAAGUUCAUCAGCCGCCUCGCUGUGUGUGUGAGGGGCGCCGGCGCGCCCAAAAAAAAUAAAGUUAAAGCGCAGGCGCACGCGCCACGACGGAGCGGGCCGGCAAUGACGCUCCAAAUGCGGCGGAGCACCCCGUCCGUGGCUCGGGUCGGGCCCGUUUCAAGCGCGCUCAGGAGAAGGGACGGUGAGGCAGUAAAUACGCCCGCCACUCGCCUGGCGGACGUUUUCAGUGCGCACAGCAGGAGCUCAGCGGAGCUCUGUUCCGUGGCCUGGCACUUCGCACGGCAGCCGCGCGCCAGCGAGCCGCCGCCACACUUCAUACUGCACGGACGCGUGCCUGGCGCUAAAACAAGCGAGCGGCGCAGCCAGACCGCACUCCGAGCUCUACGGAGCCGCCCGCCCAUUGAGUGUAGAGGAGGGCAUGCGCCGUCGACUCCACCCGCAGCGUGCAUCCCUUGCGUCUCUCCUCCGGAUCGGCAUCGGCGCCCAAUCCACCCGGUGGCGACGUGCCAAGGUAGACGCGCGUUGGCGGCAUCGAGGGGCUCCGCGGCAAUGGAGCCUGCCAAAAUCACCUAUGCUCGUGCAACUUACCCGCCAUCAGGCGGGGGGCUGAGUGUAUCGGGUCGGAAGGCGAAAAAGAGCCUCGGCGUGUUGCCCUAA